Messenger RNA from Paramecium sonneborni, 556 nucleotides. NCBI's taxonomy places the organism in Eukaryota, Ciliophora, Oligohymenophorea, Peniculida, Parameciidae. The record is from the annotation of a GenBank genome assembly.
AUGAAUAGAAUCUUUUAAACCUAGCUAGCCAAUUAAACUUUUUUAAUCUGUCUUUAAAAUUAACCCUAAUUGUUUUAAUACAGUAUUAUUUAACAUAGACAUAUUAAUAGUACCUUAAAUUUAUUAUGGAGACAUUGCUUAAUUAAAUACAGGGAUAUCGUAUAUCUAAUAAUGUAGCAAUUACAAUGGAACAAACAUAAACGAAUAAUAAUAUUAGAAUAAUUUACAAUAAGCUUAAGUCUUGGAAUAGCCUUUAUAUAUAAAAAAUGAAACAGAAAGGGAAAUAAGUGAAAAUAAAUUGAAUUCUAUUGAAAACCCUUAAAUAUAUUCUUUAGGUCAUUGGAGUAAAGAAGAACAUGAAUUGUAUCUUGAAUUCAUUGAUACUCAUUAUGAUAUAUUGAAGUCAAAAUAUGAUAAAAAAUCUAAAAAGAUUUUUAAAAUGAUGAGUUAAUACAUAUCGUCAAGAAAUCCUACGUAAUGUAGAUCUCAUCAUCAAAAAUUUAAUCCACUACAAUAAAAUAAGAGAAAGAAAAAGUUUAAGGUGGAAAAAUAUUGA